AUGUUAGCGAAAGCAACUCCGGAAAAUGCGAUUGCUUUUGUAAAAUUAAGCGUGUUCAUAUCACUUCUUUGGCCGCUGUCGGCCACGGCAACACGAUGGCAAGUAGUUCGCUUCAAAACGUUAAUCUGGUUGAGUUACGCAAAUCUGUGGUGUCUUUUCGUGCCGAUAGUCGUUAGUUAUCAAGAUUGCAUCAGCAAUCCAAACAUCUGCGUCAAAUCGAUUCCCAUACUGGCUGGCAACAUCCAGUGUAUAACGGAUAUAACGAUAUGUCAACUUUAUCAUAAACAAUUGCAACCGUUAAUUGCUGAAAUGGAAAGCCACUGUAAACGUGCUAAAGGUCACGAAAGAAAAAUCUUACAACAAUAUGUCGACAACUAUGGGACGUUUUACAUUGCGGCCGUAAUAUUGUAUUAUUUGACAACGGUUUAUGUUGUUUCCACCCCGUCGUCUGAUAAUCUUCCGGUGAACGCUAAAUAUCCAUUCAAUUUGACUUCUCCGUUGACGUUAGGAAUCAUUUACGCGCAACAGAGUUUCGUUGGCUUGCAGAUAUCGUCGGCAUUGUGCACCAGCAUUUUCGUUGCGCUUUUGCUUUGGUUCGCAUCGGCUAAAUUCGACAUGUUGUGCACCGAAAUACGAACAACAACAAAUGUCAACGACUUAAUACGAUGCAUUCAGAAGCAUCAGAAAAGUUCGAACGUUGGCACCGCAGUUUAUGAAUCACAAUGGUAUUCUCAAAACGUAUACGUGCAGAAAAUUUUGCUUCCCAUUAUACUACGAUGCCAAAAACCGGUUACCAUUACAAUCGCUUGUGUCAUACCGAUUUUGUCACUACAAUAUUUUAGUUCGUUUAUUUCAACGGGGUUUUCUUACUUCACGGCCAUACGAGUAAUGAUCGAAAAAGAUAACGUACAAUGA
This is a messenger RNA of Pseudomyrmex gracilis, 915 nucleotides long. RefSeq lists its product as uncharacterized. The coding region runs from base 1 to 915 and encodes 304 amino acids. Lineage: Eukaryota; Metazoa; Arthropoda; Insecta; Hymenoptera; Formicidae. Gene Ontology annotation, biological process: sensory perception of smell; detection of chemical stimulus involved in sensory perception of smell. Gene Ontology annotation, molecular function: odorant binding; olfactory receptor activity. Gene Ontology annotation, cellular component: plasma membrane. The transcript has 4 exons. The record is from RefSeq and is a predicted model, not a curated record.